AUGGUACAAGAUGCGGUAAAAGUUAGUUCUGACGCUGUCGAAUUGUGGAAACUAGGAGUUUUGAAGGAGAAGGACGGUUUGAUGAUGGACGCGAUUGGAUGUUACAGAAGAGCUUUGAAGAUAGACGACAACGUAGAGAAUACUUAUCGAAAACUGGUUCGCCAGAGUAUGGUGAAAAAAAGUGCUCCAACAGCGGUUUCAACGCCAGCAACAGAGACUUCCCAUGUUUCAAAGGGCCACGAUGAGAUCGUCGCCCCUCAGGAGGAAAUAUCGGAGCCCUUGCCGUGUUGGAUUCUACAACUACUAUCCGAGGACAUUCUGCAGCAAAUUGUGCUGCACAUCGUGGCAAGUUCGGGCGAGUCUUGGGUUAAUCUAUCCUUGACGUGCAAGAAGUUCCACAAACUGUGUUUUCAGCAACCUGACCCGUAUCGUGCGUUUGCAACUCACAUUUACCCACUACAACAGUACGACGAAGCGUCUUUGACGCUUAACGGGCUCAGUAAUCUCCAGGUACUCGAACAGGCACUUUGGGGCAGCGAUUAUCGACGCAUGCUGCGGGAGCGGGCCUUUAUAAAGUUUCAGGGCUGCUAUAUCAGCGUCGUAAACUACCUGCGGCAUGGAGCCAACCCCGAGGGCUCAAAUUCGUUGAUUAGCCCGGUACACAUGAUUACCUAUUACCGGUAUCUACGGUUUUACCCCGAUGGCACUUGUCUGCGGCUCGUGUCGACGGACGAACCGUCAGUGGUAGUGCGUCACUUCAAAUGCGAGCAUCUACUCAAAAACACAGAGCUUUGUCGCUGGUCGUGCUCGAUCGACGAUGACUUUUCUGUGCUUACGAUCAAGCGUCGCAACGAGAAAUACCAAUUUGUGGAAACUUUGCAGAUCAGCUCGCAUGGUCGUCGCUUGUACCACAGGCUGAAUUGGGUUCGCUCAGAGGCUUUCAAGGACACUGGUGACCGAGUCGAGUUCUCCAUGCACAGUGAAAAGCCAUUUUCCUUUUCUCGUGUGAACACUUAUAGACAUGAGACUGCAGCAUGA
Molecule: messenger RNA, 1038 nt
Organism: Lachancea meyersii CBS 8951
Lineage: Eukaryota; Fungi; Ascomycota; Saccharomycetes; Saccharomycetales; Saccharomycetaceae
Source: the annotation of a GenBank genome assembly